Messenger RNA from Lachancea mirantina, 588 nucleotides. The record is from the annotation of a GenBank genome assembly. Lineage: Eukaryota; Fungi; Ascomycota; Saccharomycetes; Saccharomycetales; Saccharomycetaceae.
AUGGACCAAGCAUCUACACCAGAAGUGACAUCCUUGGAUCAAGAUCUUCGGGAACUAAGAAAUAACAAGUUUUCAACGGAAGCUAUCGAUGAAAUAAGUGAAUGGGUUUAUUUGACGAUACUAAAGAAAGGACAAUGCCCCCCACAUUUUUUAGAAUCUUUGAAAGACGGUGUAACGUUAUGUGAAUUGGCCAACAUACUUUCUGCUGCUGACUCUGGCAAAUCAAUCAAAAUCAGGACCGGUAAAUCACCGUUCAUGCAAAUGGAACAAAUAUCCCAGUUUCUCUCAUUUGCUAGACUAUAUGGGGUUCCCGAAGAUGAAUUAUUUCAAACUGUAGACCUAUACGAAGACAAAGACGCAGCUUGCGUUUAUCAAACUUUGAAAUCAGUUUCACGGUAUGCGAACCAAAAGCAUCCAGACCGAUUUCCGGUUAUUGGACCCCAAAUCGCUGCAAAACGGGCCGGACCACCGGUCAAGUCUAAACCUGAUCAUCUCAAAUCAUGGAGCACAUUGGAAUACGGGUAUAUGAAAGGUGCCAAUCAAGCCAGCGAGAAAGUCGUUUUUGGCCGCAGAAGGGACUUUAACUGA